This is a messenger RNA of Pochonia chlamydosporia 170, 1377 nucleotides long. RefSeq names its product major facilitator superfamily domain-containing protein. NCBI's taxonomy places the organism in Eukaryota, Fungi, Ascomycota, Sordariomycetes, Hypocreales, Clavicipitaceae. The transcript is spliced from 2 exons. The record is from RefSeq and is a predicted model, not a curated record. Gene Ontology annotation, biological process: transmembrane transport. Gene Ontology annotation, molecular function: transmembrane transporter activity. Bases 1 to 1377 code for a protein of 458 amino acids. Gene Ontology annotation, cellular component: fungal-type vacuole membrane.
AUGAGUGAAACCGAACCACAGUCAACGGAGCUCAGCUUCGUGAGCAGAGACACCGGCAGAUUUACACACGAGGAAGACAGCAUCACACAGAAUGGCGGCUCCCUCCCACCGACUGACCGUGGACGAGGCGCCUACGUGAGCCUCGCUUGCUGUACAGUGGCACAGGUGCCUAUCUGGGGCUACUCGGUAUCCUAUGGCAUUUUCCAAGAAUACUACAGCAGCUCCAAGAGCGGCAUUCCAGGCUCGUCCGGGUCCUUCGCCACCAUUGGCACCUCGCAAAUGGGCAUUAUGUACUUGAUGAUGCCGGUGGCAUUCCUGCUCCUUCGUCGAUACCCGUACAUGCGUCGAUAUUGCGGUCCCCUGGGGCUUCUUGUAACGGUAGUGUCGCUUGUAUCCUCGGCGUUUGUAGGGACCGUUGGAGGUCUCAUUGCGACACAAGGUGUGCUCUACGCCAUUGGAUGCGGAUUGCUCUUCAGCCCGAUAUCAAUGUACAUGGAUGAAUGGUUUGUCGAGCGCAAGGGAAUGGCAUACGGCGUCAUGUGGAGCGGCAAAGCAUCUGUUGGUGUGGCCAUGCCCUUCAUCUUCAGCAAACUUCUUGAUGAGUUUGGUCUCAAGGCGACGCUGCUCUCGUGGACAAUAGCAUCCGCGAUUCUAACUUGCCCGUUGCUAUUCUUCCUGAAACCUCGAGUGCCGCUGCCACGUUCGACCCAAGCUCGACCUCUGUCGUUCGAAUUCUUGCGCCAUGCUCCGUUCUGGAUGAUGCAAAUCGGCAUUGCUAUCCAGGCUCUAGGCUACAUUAUGCCAAGCACUUACAUGGCGACAUAUGCAUCCAACAUUGGUCUUUCAUCCGUCAGUGGACCAAUACUCGUUGCUUUAUUCUCAUUUGCAUCUAUCCCGGGGGCCGUGGUUCACGGAAUUCUAGGCGAUAAAAUAUCCGCCACAAAGAUCAUUCUCAUUUCUUCAUUUGGAAGUGGAAUACCCGUUUUCCUGCUCUGGGGACUGAGUCGCCACUUUGCCAACAUGAUUGUCUUUGUGCUGGUGUAUGGUUUCUUUGCGGGCGGCUUCAGCAGCACAUGGUCCUCUAUGAUGCGGGAGAUUAAACGCGACGACUCAUCCUCUGACUCGGCUGUUAUUUUUGGCAUGCUUCUUGGUGGAAGGGGUGUUGGGUUUGUUCUCGGCGGUCCGGUCAGCGGUGCGUUGACGUCGGCGAGGGGACAGUUGUCGCAGGAGGCGUUGGGGUACGCGACGAUAUAUGGACCGAUGAUUUUGUGUACGGGAGUUACGGCUUUACUUGGGGCAUGGGGACCGUAUUGGAAACUUUUGAAUAAGGCGUCUUCGCAGGGACUUUCGGAUUGUUUGCCUACUCGACAUCCGUGA